This is a messenger RNA of Neurospora hispaniola, 1692 nucleotides long. RefSeq lists its product as uncharacterized. NCBI's taxonomy places the organism in Eukaryota, Fungi, Ascomycota, Sordariomycetes, Sordariales, Sordariaceae. The transcript has 2 exons. The record is from RefSeq and is a predicted model, not a curated record. Gene Ontology annotation, molecular function: protein binding. The coding region runs from base 1 to 1692 and encodes 563 amino acids.
AUGUUUGAACUGCGACCAGCUUGCGUCUUCGACACGAAACACAUCGACCAUCGCAGCUGUUUUGUUGCGGCAUCGUUUGCACCGGUUCUCCCCAAUCCUUUCUUGACCCCGGGCACCCUUGCUCAGCAGACACCCAGAGAGAUGGAUUCUCUACACAUCACCGAGUUUGGUUCGGAGCGAUAUCUGGACAAGAUUAAUCGGCCGCAGACAAGCAUUACGCCACCACCUUCCACUGCCGCGCCGCCCUCACAGUUCCUUCUUCCUUUCAGAGGUGCCUACCCUCCCGAAGCCGAAGAUGCAACAAUCAGGGCUAGCGAGCAGAAGCGUACCGAGAAGAAAGGCUUUCUCAGUUUUCGAAAGUUUCAUGCCAAGGCGACAUCGAGCUCUAACUCGUUGGAUCAAGGCGAACGUCGCUUCUUGGCCACAGAGCCGUUGCCCCGGCAGAGCACCUCUUUCGAUCGACAAUUCCACUUUUUGCCUACCGAGCUGCAAGUCGAGAUCAUUGCCUCACUCCCACUCUCUGACAUUCUCAACUUACGACUGGCAUCGCGGUCGCUACAUGCUUUAAUAUCGCUCAAUGAAGCCCCCAUCGCACGCCAUCAUCUCGAUAACCACGUUCCAGCUUAUGCCAAACGACUAUACCCGCCCCCUGCACCAUCGGCCCUGAAUCUUCACUAUCUCUGCGGAAUAUGGCACAGGCUUCAUGUGGCUGCUAAGCUAUCUUAUUUGAUGUGUGAGUGGAUAUCGCGGGAGCUCUUCCUUCGAAACACUGAAGAAAAGAAAAAGGCCUUUGCGCCUCAAAGGGAACGGAUGCGAAGACGCCUGAUCCCCCUGCUAUUCACCAUCUUUCAUUUUUUCGAGAUCUAUCGGGAGCACCACCUAAAAUAUCUCGCCGAAAAUGACGGCAAGGGCCUUCUCCGAGAACCGUACACGAUUAACCCUAUAGAGGCCCAAAUUAUGAGUUUGUAUGAUGACAAGACCUUGCUUCGAGUACAUGAGGUAUUUCCCUUGGUUAUAUCCUCCUUCUGCCGUCGCCUUCGUCCGCCGUCGUAUGUCGGCCUAGUUGAAAGGUCGAUCAGGGGUUAUUUGAGGGACAAGCCGCCGGAUGAGGUGCAUGUUGCAAUCCUGUGCAUUGGGGGCCUCAGAGAGGUGGAAAGGAUAUGGGAGGUGAAAGGAUACAAUACAAGACGGGCGGCCGUGGAUAACUGGUAUAACUCCAUCACACGCGACACGGCCGAGCAAGAACCCAAGAAAAAACGGGGCAUGCUGGGGUUGAAACGCAAGAAGUCCUCCUUCGGUAUGGGAAAGAAUUCGUUAGGAGACGCGGUGGUGGCCAAUGCUCGGGUUUUCGGAGAAGCCAGUAUGACGGCCAGAGAUCCGAUGAGCGAUCUCGUUUUCAACACUAGCCUAUCCACUGGCAGGCCUAUGGGGCCACUGGCCAGGGACCAGCUGAAGCUAUUGCUUUCCGACCUCCCAAUACUGCAAAAAAUCUUUCUGGAAACCGCCGAGGCCCUGAUUCUGGAACGGAAGAUAGUUGAACGUGCUUCUGAUAUUAAGCGCAACGCUCAAAUAUUCAUCGAUCUGAUCUGCGAAGACAGGCUUGAAGAGGAAGACCAGUGGUGGUAUGGCACUGUUGCCCCCGAGUCUGUACGACCCAAUCUUGAGGCCAUCGAGGAGGAUGUCCUAGAAUGA